Molecule: messenger RNA, 1539 nt
Organism: Paramisgurnus dabryanus
Lineage: Eukaryota; Metazoa; Chordata; Actinopteri; Cypriniformes; Cobitidae
Gene: tcf7
Product: transcription factor 7
Biological process (GO): canonical Wnt signaling pathway; regulation of transcription by RNA polymerase II
Cellular component (GO): beta-catenin-TCF complex; chromatin
Molecular function (GO): RNA polymerase II cis-regulatory region sequence-specific DNA binding; DNA-binding transcription factor activity, RNA polymerase II-specific
Source: RefSeq, a predicted model, not a curated record
GGUUUCUUUGAUCUUUGCUCUUCUGAAGCGCGACUGUUUGUUACUUUCAGGUCGCGCGAGCGCGUCACGGCAUAAAGAAGUUUCCUCUCUCUCGCGCGCGUGUGUGUGUCUCUCAACUCUUCAGAAGAAGAUCAGCAGAACAUCUGAAGAGCUUUAGUGAAGAACAUCACUGCUGAAGAAGUUGGUUUGGUGACCGGGAGGAAGAUGCCGCAGCUGAACGGUGGCGGGGGAGAUGAUCUCGGGGCGAAUGAUGAGAUGAUCGCGUUUAAAGAUGAAGGAGAUCACGAGGAGAAGAUCCGCGAGAGCGCGUUUACGGAGAGCGACCUGGCUGAUCUCAAAUCAUCUCUGGUGCACGAGUCCGAAAUCAACUCCAGCACUGCAGUGAUCAGGAGAGGACACACUGAAGAUCAGAGGGUUUACAGUGAAAAGCGAGAUCAUCUAGAUGAAGUGCCAAAACAUCAAGAUGGUGGGAUGUAUAAGUCACCGUACUCUGGAUAUCCAUUUCUGAUGUUACCUGAGCCGUACCUGCCCAAUGGAUCCGUCUCACCAUCUUCCAACAAGGUGUCUGUAGUUCAGCAGGGAAUGCAUCCAUUAACUCCACUGCUGCCGUACGAUCACUUCAGUCCCAACCCGACUCACAUCUCUACAGACGUCAGCCAAAAAACAGGUGUUCACAGAGCUCAGUCUCAGGACAUCUCUAGUUUCUACUCAUUGCCUCAGGGUCAGAUCACUCCCUCCAUGAACUGGCCCAAUCAGCCUGUUUAUCCUCUGCCGUCCUGUGGCUUUCGUCAGUCUUUCUCCUCCAGUCUUCAGAGCAGCUCCUCGUAUCCCAGGUUUUCUCAUUCGCUGAUGCUUCAGCCUGGCAUGCACCCUACAGGGAUCCCUCAUCCUGCUAUUGUGCCCUCUUCAGGCAAACAGGAGCAUGACCAUUACGACAGGAACAUGUAUCAAAAGCAUCACGGAGAGUCAAAGCGCGAGAAAGAGCCGAAAAAGCCGGUAAUAAAGAAACCUCUGAAUGCCUUCAUGUUAUAUAUGAAAGAGAUGAGAGCUAAAGUCAUCGCUGAAUGCACACUGAAGGAAAGUGCUGCUAUCAAUCAGAUCCUGGGCAGACGGUGGCACGCUUUGACCCGGGAGGAACAGGCUAAAUACUAUGAAUUGGCCCGUAAAGAGCGACAGCUUCACAUGCAGCUUUAUCCCAGCUGGUCUGCUCGAGACAACUACAAAUCGAGACUCAACAGACCAGGCAACAUUUCUUCAGGCCUCAACUGUCCAAAUUUGGGUAAAAAGAAGAGAAGAAAACGAGAUAAGCAGGACUCCAGUACAGGAGGAAAAAGAAGUGCAUUCGCUACCUUCAGAGAGGACGCUGCGCCAGCCCCCAUUCUUCCGAUGGAAGUGCUAUAGACUCCCCUCCUUCACCUGUCUAUCACCUGCCAAACCCCGCCUCUCCUCCCCACCGCUCCUCCUCGUGCCCCGCCUCCCCAGUCAACAGUCCCCGCCCACCGAACAACAAACGGCCCUCCCACCCAACCAGAGACUCGC